Molecule: messenger RNA, 1632 nt
Organism: Argentina anserina (silverweed cinquefoil)
Lineage: Eukaryota; Viridiplantae; Streptophyta; Magnoliopsida; Rosales; Rosaceae
Product: TPR repeat-containing thioredoxin TTL4-like
Exons: 6
Coding region: 1-1632 (543 amino acids)
Cellular component (GO): cytoplasm
Molecular function (GO): protein binding
Source: RefSeq, a predicted model, not a curated record
AUGAGUUUAGGCGGCUGUGGUCUCUAUGUCUCUUUUGGAAAGAAAAAGAGCGUAGUUGGUAAUGAGCAAUUGAGCCCCAGUCCUCAGAAAUCUGCUUCCGAUUGUUUUGAUUCUUCUCCAAAUACUAUUAUGUGGUGUUCUAAAUCCUCAUGUGACAGAGAUUUGGUCACGGAGAAAAAGUUUCGACAUCGAAGAAGUUUUUCACAAGGUAACAUACAUAAACCCCCUCAAAAUAUUUUGAUCCCUGGGAAGUCAUCUGCUGCAGGCCAAGCUGUAAACACGGCAAGUCAAGCUGACAAAGAUUUGGUGACUGAGAAUAAGUUCUCUCACCAAAGAAGUUUUUCACAAGGUAACUGUUAUGUUACCCCUCGAAAUAAUUUAGUGCCGCAAAGGGCAUCUGAUGCAAAUCAAGCUGCAAGGCAUGGUUUAAGCUCUGGAGCAUGUCAUUAUUAUGGCCAUGGAAACAUCAUUAAGGGGUUAAGCAGCAUAACGCAACCCAAAAGCCCUGCAAGUGUGGAAGAGAUCAAUUAUUUGGCCAAUAUGAAACAUAGAAAGGGAUACUUUAAGGAGGCAAUAUCCUUAUAUGAUAUGGCCAUUGCAUUGUGUCCUCAAAAUGCUGCUUUCCGUACCAAUAAGGCUGCAGCCUUCAUCAGCCUUGGUAGAUUAACUGAAGCUGUGGAAGAGUGCUUAAAGGCAAUUAAAUGUGAUCCAUCAUGUUCUCGUGCCCAUUAUACGCUUGGAUCUAUAUAUACUAGGUUUGGUCAAGUUGAUGAUGCAAGAUGGCACUACAUGUUAUCUGGGAAAAAUAUUGCCUCAGAAACGAUGCAGUGCCUGUUGCGUAUUGAAGCCCACUAUGCAAAUACUAACAAGGCCAGGAAGGUUAAAGAUUGGGUUGGGGUUCUGAGAGAAAGCACUUCAUGUAUUGAAGCUGGAGUAGAUGCAUCAAACCAGUUGGUUGCUUUAAAAGCUGAGGCUCUAUUUAAGCUUCAAAGGGUAGAGGAAGCUUUGCAAUUAGUAACUGCUGCGAGUCGAUCAGAAGAAAGUAGAGUCACAAAACCUUGCAAGGGAACAGCAUGUUUGCUGAUAAUAGAAACUAAACUGAAUUUGUAUCUUGGAAGGUUUGAGAAAGGAGUUAAGUCCGCAGAAAAAGCUGUUGACAUGAAUUUAACCCGGAAGUCUCUAAAGUGGCUGAAGAAAGCUAGGGGUGCAGCAGAUGCCAGGAAAUGUGGAAAUUAUUUCUACAAGGAUAAGAAGUAUUUGGAGGCAUGCACAAUGUUUGACCAGGGUCUGCAGUAUGUUUCUACAAGCAAUGUCUUACUUUGUGAUCGAGCCGCUUGCAGGUCCAAGCUUGGACAGUGGGGAAUGGCCAUUGACGAUUGCAAUGCAGCUUUAAGAGAACGGCCUAAUUUUCACAAAGCUCUUCUAUGGCGUGCUCACUCUUAUGCUAAACUUAGAAGAUGGGAGGAUUCCUUGAAAGACUAUUCUGCAUUGAACAAGGAGUUUCCAGGAGAUGAAUUUAUUUCCAGUUCUCUUGAUCAAGUACGAAUGGAAUUGAAGGCUCAAGCUGGUUCAUGUCCGUCAAGUUCAAGCCGUCCAACACUAACAGAUUUAAUGCAGAAAAGUGGAACUUAG